AAAGAUAAUUUCCGUCUCUGCCAUUAACCCAUUUCUCUCUAUAUCUGUCUAACCCUAUACCUUCGAGUACUGAAUAACAGACGCGAAUUCCUCAAAUUAGCAAAAACAGUUCCCAAAGUUUGUUUUCCCAAAGCGUUUUGGCGCAACAUACAUUCUACGGAUGCUGAGGGCUCUGACAGCUCACACUUCCGUACACUUCUCCUAGUUUGUUUUCACGCUUUCACCCAAAAUUUUAAAACCCUUAUUAGUUCCAAUAUCCGCAUUUGGUCCUUCCCUGAUCUGAAUUAGGGUUUUGAAUUCGCGUUUUCGGCAAUGUAGAGCUUUCAAAUGUUUUAAUUUGUAGAAUGAGACCACUAUAUAUAUGUAUACCUGAUUCGGAUUCGGAUUGAUUUGUGAUUGGAAGAGCAGGAGUUUUUUGUCAUGAUGUUGACGGUGUCGCAUCCGUCUGUAGUUCGUAGCUCGCUGGAGGAGAUGCUGGAGUCUCUCCGGCGAAAGGACGAGAAUGAGAAGCCAAAGGACUUGCCGCCUGCGUUGCCUGCUCGGCCAACUUCCAGGGCUCGCCAUCCCUCCUCCAGGCGGCGGCCUUUGCGGACCAACUUUGAGGUGGGCAAUGCUGGUCCAGAGUGCUCGUCCAAUUGCAUUAGCAAAAAGGAAAAUGUCAAAGAGUCAAAAGGUGGUAGUUUGAGGACCAAGAAGACGAAGGAAGUUCCUGCUGGUGAAUCGCCUUAUGUUAUAGAGUCGGAAGAGAAGAAAUAUGCACAGAGGUUGGAUGAAGCAGAUGGUGCCAAUCUCGCAGCUGAGGCUACUGUAUCACCACCACCACGGUUUCGGGAGUCUGAGUGGAAUCACAACGUUGGUUAUUUUAUUAAAAAGAAACUUCGUGUUUGGUGUCAGCUCCCAAAUGGGCAGUGGGAAUCAGGACUGAUACGAUCAUCUUCAGGGGAGAAAGCGUCUGUUUUGCUCUCAGACGGGAAUGUUGUGCAAGUUUCAACAGGAGUGAUCUUACCUGCGAACCCGGACAUCCUCGAGGGUGUGGAUGAUCUCAUACAGCUCAGUUAUUUGAAUGAGCCAUCAGUUCUUCACAACCUUCAUCACAGAUAUUCUCGUGAUAUAAUUUAUAGUAAAGCAGGGCCUGUUUUAAUAGCAAUCAAUCCCUUCAAAAAUGUCCAACUUUAUGGGAAUGACUUUGUCAAAGCUUACAGGAAGAAACUCUUCGACAGUCCUCACGUUUAUGCAAUUGCAGACAUGGCGUAUAAUGAAAUGAUGAGAGAUGAAGUGAAUCAAUCCAUCAUUAUAAGUGGGGAAAGUGGAUCUGGGAAAACCGAGACAGCAAAAAUUGCAGUGCAGUACUUGGCUGCUCUUGGUGGUGGCAGUGGUGGGACAGAGAGUGAAAUUCUUCAGACAAGCUGUAUACUGGAAGCAUUUGGGAAUGCAAAAACAUCCAGGAAUGAUAACUCUAGUCGAUUUGGAAAGUUCGUUGAAAUUCAUUUCAGUGCAACUGGAAAGAUAUGUGGUGCUAAAAUCCAGACAUCUCUGCUCGAAAAGUCAAGAGUGGUUCAGCUGGCCCAUGGGGAAAGGUCAUACCAUAUAUUUUACCAACUUUGUGCUGGGGCUCCAUCCUAUCUCAAAGAUAAAUUGAACUUAAAAAUGGCAAGUGAGUACAAAUAUCUCAAUCAGAGUGACUGCUUGGCAACCGAUGAUGUCAAUGAUGCUUCAAAAUUUCAUAUUCUUAUGAAAGCCUUAGAUACUGUCCGAAUCGGCAAAGAAGAUCAAGAACAUGCCUUUGAAAUGCUUGCUGCAGUAUUAUGGCUGGGUAAUAUAUCGUUUCAAGUAAUUGACAAUGAAAAUCACGUUGAGGUUGUGGAUGAUGAAGCUGUUACCAGUGCUGCUAACUUGAUGGGUUGCAGUGCCAAGGACCUCAUGUUAAGUUUAUCUUCCCGUAGAAUCCAAGCUGGGAGGGAUAGUGUUGCGAAAAGGUUAACUUUGCAGCAGGGAAUUGACGCAAGAGAUGCUUUGGCAAAAUUCAUCUAUGAGAGCUUGUUCAACUGGCUUGUUGAACAAAUCAAUAAAUCACUUGAAAUUGGAAGACAACGUACAUGGAGAUCUAUAUGUAUCUUAGAUAUCUAUGGGUUUGAGUCAUUUCAGAAGAAUAGCUUUGAACAAUUUUGUAUAAACUAUGCAAAUGAGAGGCUGCAGCAACAUUUCAAUCGGCAUCUAUUUAAACUUGAGCAGGAGGACUAUGAAUUGGAUGGAAUUGACUGGAAAAAAGUAGAUUUUGUAGACAACCAAGAGUGUUUGAAUCUCUUUGAGAAGAAACCUAUAGGGCUAAUAUCUUUAUUGGAUGAGGAAUCAAAUUUCCCCAAGGCAACUGAUUUGACGUUUGCCAAUAAGCUGAAGCAGCACCUAAGCUCUAACCCUUGCUUCAAAGGAGAACGAGGUGGAGCUUUCAGAAUUCAUCACUAUGCUGGAGAGGUUCUAUAUGACACAAAUGGCUUCUUGGAGAAGAACAGAGAUCCACUGCACUCUGAUAACAUCCAACUCCUCUCAUUAUGCAGUUGCCCACUCCCUCAAUUGUUUGUCUCCAAUAUGCUUAACCAAUCACAGAAGCAAAGUGUUGGCACAAAGUUCAAGGGUCAAUUGUUCAAAUUGAUGCAGCAGUUGGAGAACUCUACACCACACUUCAUCCGAUGUAUAAAACCAAAUAGUAAGCGGCUUCCUGGCAUGUAUGAAAAGGGUCUUGUCCUAGAGCAGCUUAGGUAUUGUGGAGUUUUGGAGGUUGUUAGGAUUUCGAGAUCCGGAUAUCCUACUCGAAUGACACAUCAAAAAUUUGCAAGAAGGUAUGGUUUCCUGCUUUCGGAGAACGAUGCAUGUCAAGAUCCAUUGAGUAUAUCAGUUACCAUUCUGCAGCAAUUGGAUGUUUUGCCUGAUAUGUACCAAGUUGGUUAUACAAAACUAUAUUUUCGAACAGGACAGAUUGGUGUAUUAGAGGAUAUAAGAAAACGAGUUUUGGAAGGCACACUUCAGGUGCAGAAAUGCUUUCGUGGUCAUCGGGCUCGUUGUUACUUCCAUGAACUCAAAAGAGGAGUACUAACACUGCAAUCAUUUAUCCGUGGUGAAAACGCUAGAAGGGACUAUGAUGCUUUGAUAAAGUUGAGACAACAGGUUGCACGUAAAACCCUUGAGCAGACGAGGGCAAUUAUACACCUACAAUCUGUGGCCCGUGGGUGGUUGGCUCGUAGGCAAUUUAGUUACCUUUUGAAAUUGAAGAAGUUAAAUCAGAAUAGCAUAAAAGAGAAGCCAGGAAGGAAGAUUUCAGAAGUGAAGGAUUUAUCGCAAGAGCAUGUUGGAAUUCAGCCUUCAGUUUUGGAAGAGCUUCUAAAACGGGUUACAAAAGCUGAAGUGACCAUAGGGCAAAAGGAAAAGGAAAAUGCAGCAUUGAGGGAGCAACUACAGCAAUUUGAGGCAAGAUGGUGCGUAUAUGAGGCUAAAAUGAAGUCGAUGGAGAAGACGUGGCAAGAACAGAUGACAUCUUUGCAAAUGAGCUUGGAUGCAGUCAAGAAGAGUCUUUCUCCCGACAAGACUGCAUGUCAACCUGGAAGGCUAGAUGGUUCCACAUUGCCCCGUUGCUGUAAUUGUGAGGAUACUAUGCCCUUAGGAGCUCAAACUCCUGGUGGAAGCACACCCAUUAAAUCCCCCAACACUGGUAAAAACAUUGGAGCAGGACAGGAGAUUAAUGGUGGUUUGAAUGAAGUCAGUCAUCUGGUAAAAGAGUUUGAGCAGCGGGAGCAGAAUUUUGAUGAUGAGGCCAAAGCCAUUGUUGAGGUCAGAUCAGGGCAGUCAUGUUCUAUGAAUCCUUGUGAAGAACUUCGAAAACUGAAAUUCAGGUUUGAGGUGUGGAAGAGAGAAUUCAAAAUUCAGUUACGGGAUACGAAAUCAAGACUUCACAAGCUUGGGUAUUCAGAAGGAGAAAAAUGUCACCGGAAAUGGUGGGGAAAGAGGAGCAAGAGCAGAAGAGUGACAUAAUAUUGUAUUUUGGAUUUUCCAGCUUCCAUAUCGGGGAUUGGACAAAGACAAGGAGUGGUUUUCUGAAAAGAAACACUGCCAAAGCUAUGCGUCUUGCCAUUUCUAGAAGCAGUCUUGUUUCUAAUGUCAGUUCUCACGCAUGCCACUGUAGCACGAGGUUUGUGGAGAAGGGAGAGUGAUAUCUACCAAUUUUUGUUACUUGGUGGAAGGAUUAACAAGCUUGUCCACAGCCAAAUGGGGAUUUAUUGAAAUGCCUUCGUCUUCUCCCCGAAGGGGUUGAGUUAGGUGUAGAUAUGUUAUUGUUUUUAUGUAAUAUGUAUAUGUAGUAAUCUGUAGUUGAUACCUAGAAAAUGGAAGAGAAAUGUUCAAAAUGCCUCUCCUUGUGUAUGAUAGGAUACGCUUUGUAAUAUAUAAUUUAUAGGCGUUCUGUAUAAUUUAUAUUCUUUGGCAAAAAUUAGCAAUUGUUGUGUACUUUA
Molecule: messenger RNA, 4499 nt
Organism: Cornus florida
Lineage: Eukaryota; Viridiplantae; Streptophyta; Magnoliopsida; Cornales; Cornaceae
Product: myosin-2-like
Exons: 24
Coding region: 421-4023 (1200 amino acids)
Biological process (GO): vesicle transport along actin filament; actin filament organization
Cellular component (GO): vesicle; myosin complex; cytoplasm
Molecular function (GO): actin filament binding; microfilament motor activity; ATP binding
Source: RefSeq, a predicted model, not a curated record